This is a messenger RNA of Morchella importuna, 1104 nucleotides long. RefSeq lists its product as uncharacterized. Bases 1 to 1104 code for a protein of 367 amino acids. The transcript has 3 exons. NCBI's taxonomy places the organism in Eukaryota, Fungi, Ascomycota, Pezizomycetes, Pezizales, Morchellaceae. The record is from RefSeq and is a predicted model, not a curated record.
AUGGAUACAAAACAUCACAGCACUGAUGGCAAUACCACUCGAAAUGGUCUGAGCGGGACCCCAGUGAACAGGCCACGGACACGCCGGACUCCACAGCACACGCGGCAUGCAAGUUUCUCAUCUCGCGGUAAAUUCUCGAUGGACCUCAGUGCUCGACUGUCACGAAUUAGCAUCAAGCACGACAGACCCAACGCACUUGACGGAAUACCGCGUAUGGGGCACCGUCUAUCGCAGAGAUCAAGCAGGAACAAAAAAGCCGCUUACGGCGUUGAUGCAAACGAAUUUACCUCCGCCCUCCGUGCUAAGUUGGAGAAAGUGCAAGAAGAGCAAAAUGUGUUGGUGGAGGAUGAUCCAGCGCAAAGCAGGAUUCUUCGUUCUCGUCUCGUCAAGUUGGUAAAGGUUCGCGAAGAUCAAAGGUUACUCGAGGAGAGUGAUUCCAUGGCACCUGCUCUGUCCAGUUCGCAUCCGGUUGUCAAAGGCAAAAUGCUCAAAGAUCAUAAGCAGGAUGAUAUUGACGCUGCCAAAAAGGCGCAAGCCAGCAACGAUAACAACAACGAGCCAGAAGAGUUUAACAGCAUCGUUGUCCGACAUAAAAGAGAGACAACUCUCAGCAGUGCAAAUAAAGCGAAGAAGGAAGAUCCUACUCCCACCCGCCACAAGCACACCACCGGAUCCCUGUCCCACACUGCGGAGAAACAGCUUACGAUCCAACCGGCCGGCGAUAAAGAUGGGGGAACCUCCAAAGAAAACGUGAGAGUGACCCGGGCCGCUGGAAAAAAACAAAUACACGCUACUGUAGGAAAGACCCGCGCCACUAUGAUAAAACAAACCCACGCCGCUGGAAUAAAUCAAACAACCCGCGCGUCUACGAUGAAGCAAACCCGCGCUGUUGCAACAAAACGACCCACCCUCGCUACUACGGUAGAGCAAACCCGCGCCGCUGCAACGGAACAAAGCGGUGCUGUUCCCACAGAAGCCACCGCCGAAACGGAAAUGGAGAGUAUCGCCAACUUUACUUGCAAAUGUGGAUCCGACUACAUCCUCCUCGCCAGAUUCCUCAAGCAUCAGAAGACGUGCACGAUGGGUAUGAAGAAGCUUCAUUAA